UUCACUUUCUUAUUGACUUAAAGACUUCUCUCUCUCUCUCUCUCUCUGUGGCCAAUCCAUGGCGGCCCACUCUCACGCCACCGGAUCACAGAAACCCUCCGGCGGAGGCUGGAGAUCCGCCAUUUUCAUCAUCUUUGUGGAGAUGGCGGAGCGGUUCGCGUACUACGGCGUUUCCGGCAACCUGAUAACGUACCUGACAAAUGUGCUCGGGGAGGCUACUGCGACGGCUGCAAAGAAUGUCAACAUCUGGCACGGAGUUUCUGCAAUCUUCCCCGUCUUCGGUGCAUUUAUUGCCGACUCCUAUCUAGGCCGUUUCAAGACCAUCCUCCUCUCAUCCAUCACCUACCUCAUCGGACUGGUUCUGUUAACUAUAUCGGUGAAGACAGCUUCACUGCGGCGUUCCCCGCCUUUUUUCUUCACGGCUCUUUACAUACUGGCCGUCGGAGAAGGUGGGCACAAGCCAUGUGUGCAAACAUUCGCUGCUGAUCAAUUCGACGAGGAGGUGCCUGCGGAGAAGAAGGCCAAGAGCUCCUUCUUCAACUGGUGGUACUUGGGAAUAGUGGUCGGCGCUACCACCGCCAUACUGGUGGUGAUCUAUGUGCAAGAUCACGUUGGAUGGGCCGUUGGGUUCGGAAUGCCGACGGGGGUUACCGCAGUGGCUCUUGUGCUCUUUCUGAUAGGGAGUAGGACUUAUCGCCGGGAAGCUCCUGUAGGAAGCCCCUUUACUAGGGUGGCGCAAGUGUUAGUUGCGGCGGCGAGGAAGCGGCGUGUUCGUGAAAGUCAUGGUAUUUUUUGUGAAGAGACCGGCGGAGAUUCGGGAGGUCUACCUACGCUUCGAUCUUUGGCUAGGACGAAUCAGUUCAGAUUCUUGAACAAGGCAAUGAUCAUGGAUGAAACAGACAUGUCAACAAAAACCAGAAACCCCUGGAGGUUGUGCUCAGCAAAUCAAGUGGAAGAGGUGAAGCUCCUCCUUCGACUAGUACCCGUAUGGCUAAGUUGCUUGAUGUUUGCUGUUGUGAUUGCACAACUGAGCACCUUCUUCACCAAGCAAAGCAGCACAAUGAUCAGAAAGAUUGGGCCGCACUUUGAAAUUCCUGCAGCUUCCUUCCAAGUGUUCACCGGCCUGACAAUUCUCGUGGCCGUCCCGAUGUAUGACUGCGUCCUCGUUCCCACGGCCAGAAGCAUCACCGGCCACCCAGCGGGCAUAACAAUGUUACAGAGAAUGGGAACCGGGAUUUUCCUAUCUGCAAUCACCAUGGUUGUAUCAGCUCUUGUGGAGGCCAAAAGGGUCAAAGCUGCAAGAGACCAUGGCCUUACUGAGGCUCCAAAAUCAAUUGUCCCCGUGACUGCAUGGUGGUUGCUGCCACAGUACAUUUUAUGCGGGCUGUCUGACGUAUUCACUGUGGUGGGGAUGCAAGAGCUGUUCUAUGAUCAAAUGCCGGAGCAGAUGAGAAGCAUUGGAGCAGCGGCACACAUCAGCAUUCUGGGGGUGGGCAGCUUCAUGAGCAGCGGUAUUAUAUCUGGGGUGCAAGCCAUCAGCUCGAGAUUUAGUGAUGGGUGGCUGGGCGACAAUCUGAAUCGGGCCCACCUUGAUUACUUCUACUGGAUACUGGCAGGUCUUAGUGGUGUGAACUUGUGUGUCUACGUGUUGGUUGCCAAGGGUUUUGUGUACAAGAAAAUGGACUGUGAUGGGCCAGGGAAGGUGGUGGACGGAGGAGCUUAAGUAGUAGAAGGCAGGGCUAGAUGCCUAGGCAAAUCCUGGUCAGGUCAAUUCUGAAAUCCACAAUGACAUAUAGCUUGGAAUUUGGGAUUUGGAUGCAAUAGAUGCAAUAGCUAGCUAGCUAGCUACUAGGGGUUUGGACAUAUAUAUAUAUUUAUAUAUAUAUAUAUCAUAUGAAUGGCAGUCUGUGUCAAGGUCAGAUGGCAGAGGCUCAGACUUGGAACUCGAGAGUCAACAAGUGGAGUCUGCAUGAGUACGUGACUUGACAUCACAAGUAUCAAAAUUCCAUGUUUUAUCAUAUGUUACCUGCCCUUUUCUUUUCUUUUUAUGAAUCAUAAUCAUAUAUUUAUAUAUUGAAGUCAAAAAGAACAUAUAAAGUGUUUAAAAUUAGGAAUUACUUGAAAAGAUAAUUUUCAAUUUACACAUUUUUACUGAAGAAAUGCGUAUACAGUAGAAUAUAUGCAGAAAUUACAAAACCCAAACCAGAAAUCAAUUAAAAAGUAAAAUGAACCGAAGAACAGAAUCAUAAGCCACCCUGUAACACCAAGGACUUUUAAUAUUUUCUGACAUAUAUUUUCACCAAGCAGUAGUCAGUGACUCAGUAGUCACAACCAAAUUCAAAUCCUUUGCAUACAUAAAAGAAUUGAAACGUAUCAAACAAUCCAGACCAAACGCACGUAGAGCAUAUUUGUCAU
This is a messenger RNA of Diospyros lotus (date-plum), 2415 nucleotides long. Its product is annotated as protein NRT1/ PTR FAMILY 5.4. Gene Ontology annotation, biological process: transmembrane transport; dipeptide transport. The record is from RefSeq and is a predicted model, not a curated record. Gene Ontology annotation, cellular component: membrane. NCBI's taxonomy places the organism in Eukaryota, Viridiplantae, Streptophyta, Magnoliopsida, Ericales, Ebenaceae. The transcript is spliced from 4 exons. The coding region runs from base 59 to 1723 and encodes 554 amino acids. Gene Ontology annotation, molecular function: dipeptide transmembrane transporter activity; tripeptide transmembrane transporter activity.